AUGGCGUCCGGAUAUGGCAUGCAUGGAGGUAUAUCGCCCUUACAUCUAUCAAAGCUUACUCCAUUGGGAGAAAUUGACUCGUCUUUAGGCGUUGGCCGUUGCUUCUCCUUCUGGCAAGAAGUGAUGGGCUGUUAUGUCGUCAACACCUCGGCCGAUGAUGACUCCGGCAAAAAGAAGUGCUCACUAGUGCUUGAGGACUAUUACGAAUGCCUACAUCAUAAGAAGGAGGUGUGUUACAUCAUUAUCUACGUGAGACAAUUAAUGCUUACGUUGGAACAGCAUGCUAGGGCUUUGGCUAUGCAAGCCGCGUAUGCCCGAUCAGAGGCCGCCACCGCGCGAGACGAUGCGCCGACUGCGAAACAAAUACGCAGCCUGGGCCUGCUUGGAAAGGAGGAGGAGUCGAAGCAACUACUGGGGCGGAACUAG
Molecule: messenger RNA, 426 nt
Organism: Cordyceps militaris CM01
Lineage: Eukaryota; Fungi; Ascomycota; Sordariomycetes; Hypocreales; Cordycipitaceae
Product: NADH:ubiquinone oxidoreductase 11.5kD subunit
Exons: 1
Coding region: 1-426 (141 amino acids)
Biological process (GO): mitochondrial respiratory chain complex I assembly
Source: RefSeq, a predicted model, not a curated record